This is a messenger RNA of Carya illinoinensis, 1820 nucleotides long. RefSeq names its product 3-hydroxyisobutyryl-CoA hydrolase-like protein 3, mitochondrial. Gene Ontology annotation, cellular component: cytosol. Gene Ontology annotation, molecular function: 3-hydroxyisobutyryl-CoA hydrolase activity. The coding region runs from base 50 to 1384 and encodes 444 amino acids. The transcript is spliced from 11 exons. Gene Ontology annotation, biological process: L-valine catabolic process. Lineage: Eukaryota; Viridiplantae; Streptophyta; Magnoliopsida; Fagales; Juglandaceae. The record is from RefSeq and is a predicted model, not a curated record.
UCCCACUUCACACUCUCCCUGGCCGAUUAAAAACAAAUCCGAACAAGCUAUGAGAAGCUUAGUCCGGGCUUCUCCUCAAUUUCUCGCCAAAUUAUCGUCUCUCUUCCUGAACCAGAGUUACCAGUCCACUAGCUGUCAGCGCCAAUACUUGCGCAGCUUCCCUCUCUUUAAAACCUCGAAGCCCACUCUCUCUCUCAGAACCUUCGCGAGCAUGGCUAGUUCGGACGAGUUCGUCAAGGGAAGUGUUCACCCUAACGGCGUCGCAGUGAUCACCCUCGAUCGCCCCAAGGCUCUCAAUGCAAUGAACCUAGAUAUGGAUAUAAGGUAUAAAAGUUUUCUUGAUGAAUGGGAAUCAGACCCAAGGGUCAAAUGUGUUCUGAUUGAUAGCAGCUCCCCUCGUGCCUUUUCUGCAGGAAUGGAUAUUAAAGGGGUUGUUGCAGAGAUUCUAAAGGACAAAAGUGGUGAUAUCAAGCAGAUCUCAACCAAAAACCAACUAUCAGAUGUGAUUGAGGUAUUCACCGCUGAGUAUUCUCUGAUAUGCAAGAUUUCUGAGUAUAAGAAGCCAUAUAUAUCCUUCAUGGAUGGCAUAACAAUGGGCUUUGGAAUAGGCCUAUCUGGUCAUGGCCGCUACCGGAUCAUAACAGAGAGGACUCUUCUUGCUAUGCCAGAAAACGGAAUUGGCUUGUUCCCAGAUGUUGGGUUUGCACAUAUAGCUGCGCAGAGUCCAGGAGAAGGAUCAGUUGGUGCGUACCUUGGAAUGACCGGAAAAAGGAUUUCUACACCCUCUGAUGCACUAUACAUAGGUCUUGGUUCACAUUUCGUGCCAUCUGGGAGCCUGGGUUCUUUAAAGGAGGCCCUUUUGGCAACUACAUUUUCCGAGGAUCCACAUCAAGACAUCAAAACCCUUUUGGCAAAAUACAGCAGUAACCCUGAGUCUGAGCCCCAGUUAAAAUUGCUUUUACCUCACAUUAUUUCAUCAUUUGGUGCAAGUAAAUCAGUUAAUGAGACAAUUGAGGAACUGAAAAGGCAUCAGCUGAGUAGCGAAUCUGCUGUUGUAGAGUGGGCUAAUGAAGCUCUUCAAGGACUUGGAAAAGGUGCUCCUUUCUCGCUUUCCUUAACACAGAAGCAUUUUUCUAGAGUUGCAUCUGCAUAUGGAAAAAAUGACAAUGAAUUAUCCACACUAAGCGGUGUGAUGAAAACUGAAUAUCGCAUUGCCCUGAGGUCUUCUCUGCGGAAUGACUUUGCUGAAGGUGUCCGGGCGGUUUUGGUGGACAAGGAUCAGAACCCAAAGUGGAAUCCUUCGAGUUUGGAGGAAGUCAAUCACAGUGAGUUGGAAACUCUAUUUGACCCAUUGAGCCCAGAAGCCGAGGAGCUGAGAGUGUGAUGGAUCAUGGAUGCAACACAGCUUUACUAGUCCAUCCUUGUUGCAUCAGCAACAGAGAUGGAUUAUGGUACUGUUUGUUGAAUCAUAUAUCUUGCUACCGAGGAGAAUAAGAUUAGUUCACAUGAAGAAAAGCCAUCCAACUUUAUGUAUGGUAUUCUUGUGAAUAAGGAGAUUUUGAUUAUAUGAUUUUUGAAAUUGGAAAACAUUCACAAGAGUUCAUGAAAUUGUCAGAUGGACCUUGCAAAUGAAUGUUAAUGUUUCUUGAUCCAUGUAUGUCUUCCAAAAAGUUCAGGCUCUGAAGAACCUGUUCGAAAAUAUUGAAACGUUUUAUGUGGGUAUAAAUAAAAGACAUAUGAUCUAUUUGUUCAGGAUAUAAGGCAUAUAAUGUCCCUUAAUUUCUUAUUGUUUAUGCUUAUGGACAAAAGAGCUUGUUCCA